This is a messenger RNA of Purpureocillium takamizusanense, 2346 nucleotides long. RefSeq names its product SF3a splicing factor complex subunit, variant 2 (gene PRP21). Gene Ontology annotation, biological process: regulation of alternative mRNA splicing, via spliceosome; mRNA cis splicing, via spliceosome. The transcript has a single exon. Gene Ontology annotation, cellular component: catalytic step 2 spliceosome; U2 snRNP; U2-type prespliceosome. Gene Ontology annotation, molecular function: RNA binding. Lineage: Eukaryota; Fungi; Ascomycota; Sordariomycetes; Hypocreales; Ophiocordycipitaceae. The record is from RefSeq and is a predicted model, not a curated record. Bases 111 to 1385 code for a protein of 424 amino acids.
CGCGUCACUCGAAAUUUCCAGGCGGACAGGUCGCCGAUCACGCCCCGUCAACCUCACACCUCCUGCACAACCCUUCAACACAACACCGCCCGCGCCUUGACGCUCCCAUCAUGGCGACUCCAGCGGCCAACGGCGACGCGUCCGCCGCGCUCGACAACCUCAAGCCGCCCGCCGGUGUCGUUCUCCCGCCCCGCGAGAUCCGCAACAUUCUCGAGAAGACGGCCGGCUACGUGGCUCGCAACGGCGCCGUGUUCGAGGACCGUAUCCGCGACAAGGAGAGUCAGAAUCCCAAGUUCAGCUUCCUGAACAGCUCUGAUGCCUACUUCCCCUACUACCAGUGGCGCCUCAGCGAGAUUCGCGCCGGCCGCGGCACCGACAUCGCCGCCGGCCGAGCGGGCGAGGCGCCCAAGCCAGAGAAGCCCCAGGGACCGCCCCCGCCCCCCGAAUUCGAGUUCUCGGCCAAGAUGCCGCGUCUCAAUCAAAAAGACCUGGACAUUCUGAAGCACACGGCGCUAUUCACAGCCCAGCAUGGCCGCCAGUGGAUGACGCAGCUGGCCCAGCGCGAGACCGGCAACCCGCAGUUCCAGUUUCUGAUUCCCAACCAUACCUUCCACAACUUCUUCCAACACAUGGUCGAGCAGUACUCCAAGAUUCUCAAGUGCGUCGAGGAUGCGAGACAAAAGGCGAAACUCAUCGCUGAGCUACAGAAGAUAGCCAAGAACCCCCACAUUGUGCUAGAACGUGCCAAGCAGCGCGCAGAGUACGCCAAGUUUCAGCAGGCUGAGAAGCGGAAGAAGGAGGAGGAGGAGGUGCAAAAGGCCGAGGAGUUUGCCCGCGUCGACUGGGGCGACUUUGUGGUUGUCGAAACCAUCACGUUCACUGAGGCCGACGAGUCGGCCAACCUGCCGCCGCCGACGACCCUGUCCGACCUCCAAUACGCAUCCCUCGAGGACCGCAACAAGGCAUCCAUCAGCGCCAACCUCCGCAUCGAGGAGGCCAUGCCAGGAGAGGAGCUUGGCAUGCAGAACGGAUACCCUCAGCCUUCGUACCCGCUCCCCGCGCACCCGAGCCCGGCACCCGCGCAGGCGUAUCAGCAAGCUGGCCCGAUGCAGCCGGCAUACCACCCGGCGCAACCAGUGCGGUCUGCACAGGAGGAGGAGGAGGCGCGCCGUAUCCAGGAGAGAGCGGACGCGCAGGCGCGGAUGCAGCAGGCGCAGGUCGAGGCUCGCGGGGGCAACGCGCCCAUGAAGAUUCGCGAAAACUACGUGCCGCGUGCGGCGCAGCGCGCGGCGAACCGGCAGGGCACCCAGACGGCGCUCUGCCCCAACUGCAAGCAACAGAUCCCCAUCAAUGAACUCGACGAGCACAUGCGGAGUGAGACUUAGUCCCAAAACCCCAUCCCCCGAUGUACACGAUGAACUAACGAGAUGCCCACCCGCAGUCGAGCUCUUGGACCCUCACUGGAAGGAACAAAAGGCUCGAGCGGAAGCGCGAUAUGCGCAGGCGAAUGUGUCGCACGCCGACGUGGCCAACAACCUGAAGCGACUGGCGAGCCAGCGUAGCGAUGUGUUUGAUCCGGUGACGGGGCAGGCCAUCUCGGAGGACGAGCUGGCGCGGCGGAAGAAGGCAGCUAUGAACAGCUUCGACGGCAACCCCGAGGGCAAGAGCCAGGCUCACAUGAACCACCUGCAGAGCUUCAACGUGGAGGAGCAGAUUCGCGCCAUCCACCAAAAGUUUGCGGCCGACAAGAAGUGAAGGGACCUAGGUGCUACCCUGGAAAGGCUCCAGCUCUUGCUUUGCCAUGCAUGGUCUGUCGGCGUUGAACAGUCGCAACACCCGUCACUAACCAAGUUGACAUCACAAGCUUAUUUACUCACUGUGUGCGCCUGGCCGUGGGCGGCUUGAACUAGAAGGCGCGUGUCCAGGCGCCGCCGCGAGCGCAAGUCGGCAGAUGAAGACAGGUGAGGUGGACAAGCUCAUUGCCGAUUUGAUGCAGCAACUCAUCCUUUGCAGCGCUCUUCCCACUGCGAUGUCAGAUUGUUCUUUUGCGAUGCGCCGCGGUCUUUGCUGCCGACAUGUCCGUCUCGUUGAUCGGGAAAAGAUGGGAGGCAGGAGCUAGCAAGACAUUAUUGCGUUGGAGCUGGUCGUGGCAUGGGCAAGGGUGCCUUGCGGGCGGAUGACGUUGGGUGUGAUGAGCAUGACGUGCGGCUGCCGGUUACGAUAUCCCAACCAUGUACAUGUACGAAUAGAUACAAGCCACCUAGUUUAGUAGUUUAGCCAGAUGAUGGCGGACUGGCUACGCAUGAACCGAACCAACGAAUACAAUGCGCCUGGGUAUCGUGCGAC